GCGAGGAGCAGGGGCGGUGCGACACUCUUGCCACACAAGCAGGCUUCCAAGACUCACGCGCUGCUGCCUGCCGCCCUCCCUCCCCUUCGCUAUUGCCUUGCUCGACCUUGGCGUCUGUCAUUCUACGGUCGCAAUAUAAGGCAACCAUUCCAGACGAUCACCAAGAGUAUCCACCUCGCCUUCCUCCCGGUGAGUUCAGCGGCUGCCUCCCUCCACAACUCCUCUCAACCUCUCCUCACUUCAGUCCAGGCUAUCUUGUGUUUCCUAGCACACCAUCAUGAAACUGUCAGUCGUCGUUUGUGUGGGCGUCGUCAUCCUCCUGCCCUUCGCUCAUGCUGUCUUCCUGGUGGCCAGCGGCUCCUCUGCCGCCUCCAGUACCGUCGGCAUAACUUUGGGCGCCUCAGGCGGCGCCGCCGCAGCCUUAGGUGUGGCAGGGUUGGUGGCUGGUGCUCUGGUGCUGGGCGGUCUGGCGCUCGCUGCCAGCCGCAACAAGCGUGACGUGUCCAGCCACUGCCUGCCGUCAUCCAGCCCAGAGCUGAUCUUAGAACUGGCCGCCAGCGCUGACCAGCUGGGCUGCGGCCUGAGGCUGGUGUGUGAGCUGGAGGCCACGCCUGACGACGCCCUCUCCACGGACGAGCUGCUCAUCCUCAAUCUCUUUGGGAGGCAGGUGAAGCCCGUCACCUUCUCCCAGAUGAAGAACGCCAAGUCGAGCUUUCAGUACGCGGCGCUGGUGGGCUCCCGGGCGAAGAGCGUGGCCGAGUGUGGCCAAGUGUUCGACCAGUGCCCCUUCGACCACCGCACCAUCAUGGGGGCAUUCAACGCCACCAAGUAGCCUGACACUUCCCUCACAUUCACUCACUCACUCACUCACUAAUUUAUCCUAUACCUUUUUCCUUUCUCCGUGUGCCUCUCACUCACGCAAGGAAACACUCCAGGCAUGCCCUGAACUUAAUCACUACACUCCGUCACCUCGCUACGCAUGCCACCAAUCCUACUGUAUUUAGGGCCAGGCAAACUCUCUCUCUCUCUCUCUCUCUCUCUCUCUCUCUCUCUCUCUCUCUCUCUCUCUCUCUCUCUCUCUCUCUCUCUCUCUCUCUCUCUCUCUCUCUCUCUCUCUCUCUGAAUGAUGCAUCUAUCCUUGUAUUACACUUGUGCAUAUUUACUUCUUAAUAAUUCAUCCCUUCAUCUAUUUACGUAUUCAUUUAUUGAAAGAGAUCAGAAUACUCCACUUUAAAAAAAAUAUUUACAUAGUUAUCAUACUCCUCGAUAAACUUUCCAGGAAAAGUUCGUAUUAAAGUCUUUUUUUUUAAGCAGAUUGUCAUAAUAAACAUCAUAACAUUCAUCAUCACCACACGUUUUUCUUUACAAAGCGAGUUAGUUUAGUACUAGGAAGGGCUUGUUUCAUUCUCACUCUUACUGCAACUCACACUGCUUUCCUCACUCUUGUCUCAUUUACUUAGCGUGGAUGUGCAACGAUACGAUACGUCUUCAUUGUUUUGUUUUUAUCUAUCUAUUUAUUUUUUUCCCCUUUCGAGGGAAGGGCAAACUUUCCUUUCUGUUUCUGGUAUUGUUUACAAGUGCUCAUCUUUCAUACUCGCUCUGACUAUUAGUUCAAUACCACUUUUUCGUCUUUGCUGCUUUACCUUUCUCUCUCUCUCUCUCUCUCUC
Portunus trituberculatus (swimming crab) is the source of this 1668-nucleotide messenger RNA. RefSeq lists its product as uncharacterized. The coding region runs from base 278 to 832 and encodes 184 amino acids. The transcript has 2 exons. NCBI's taxonomy places the organism in Eukaryota, Metazoa, Arthropoda, Malacostraca, Decapoda, Portunidae. The record is from RefSeq and is a predicted model, not a curated record.